Molecule: messenger RNA, 1474 nt
Organism: Cynara cardunculus var. scolymus (artichoke)
Lineage: Eukaryota; Viridiplantae; Streptophyta; Magnoliopsida; Asterales; Asteraceae
Product: programmed cell death protein 2
Exons: 10
Coding region: 1-1218 (405 amino acids)
Cellular component (GO): cytoplasm
Source: RefSeq, a predicted model, not a curated record
AUGUCCAGAGAAUUAAGCAGGAUUUUGAAUGAUGAUUCCUUAGAUAAGUUCACCACUAUGCGAAUUUCUUCACUUGAUGGUGACGAAGAUGAGGAAUUUGCAUUUGAUAACGAUGAUGAUGACGAUGAGGAAGAGGAAGAUGAAGAUGAAGAACAAGCGCCUGUAGUGUUAGGUUUUGUUGAAAAGCCGAAGCAUGAAUGGUCGCUUCUUCGUCAUCUAUUUCCAAGCAAAGCUGGAGGAACUCCUGCUUGGUUAGAUCCAAUCAAUUUGCCGUCUGGUAAAUCAUGUCUGUGUGACAUCUGUGGUGAACCUCUUCGAUUCUUGCUUCAGGCUUAUGCACCUCUAUCAGCUAAGGAUUCAACAUUUCACAGGACCUUAUUUGUAUUCAUGUGCCCAUCAAUGUCAUGUCUUCUCCAAGACCAGCAUGAGCAGUGGAAACACCGUCCAGAAAAAGGAUCUCGGAGUAUUAAGGUCUUCCGUUGCCAACUUGCCCGCAACAAUGAGUUUUACUCCACUGAACCUCCUGAAAACAAUGGCACUGACAAGCCUUUAGGGAGAGCAGCUCCACUCUGUGGUUGGUGUGGUACCUGGAAAGGAGAUAAAGUUUGUAGUAACUGUAAAAGAGCACGUUACUGUUCCAAGAUGCACCAGACCAUUCACUGGAGUUCAGCUCAUAAAAGCCGAUGCAGAACAUCAGAUCUUCCGCUUCAGGCAUCCAAUUCUGGAUCCACCAACUGUUCGGAGGAUAUACCAAAAGCUGCAAGCAAUGUUACCUGGCCAGAAUAUGAGAUUAUAAAUGAGGAUGAAUCUGAGUUUGACAUAGAAAUGUCUAACAGCGAUGCAUUUGGGAAGGCAUUACAUACUAAUAAUGAGGAUGAAGGAGAUGCAAAGAGUUGGGCUUCUUUCCAGAAAAGGAUAUCCCGUGCACCAGAUCAAGUGUUAAGGUAUUCUAGGCAUGAAACUUCUAAACCAUUGUGGCCCAUGUUAACUGGUCAACCAUCAAAAGUCGAUAUACCUAAAUGCAGUUCCUGUUGCAGCGAUCGAUCUUUUGAAUUUCAGAUUUUGCCACAGUUGCUUUACUUCUUUGAUGUCAAAAAUGAUGCAAAUUCGCUAGAUUGGGCCACCAUUGUCGUGUAUACAUGUGAAGCUUCGUGCAAUGGAAGUUUGGCAUACGAAGAAGAAUUCGCUUGGGUUCAACUCACACCCCAAUCAAGAUAACUCUUCCUUCCUUUUAACUUGUGCUCUCAUCUUUAUCCAUCAAAUUUUGGCUUGGAUUCCAUAUAUUUUGAUUACUGUUUGUUCUUGUUUAUCUGCUACAUUACAUUUUAAUUCCCAUAAAUUUGUAUCGUUUGGAAUAAGAUUUCUCUGCCAAACACACAUGGUAUUUUUUUACUUUUUACUAGAUGGUCGAAAAAACAGGAUCAUUGUAUAACAUUAAAACGGGAAAUGGAUCAAGUUAGUCAUUUUAGAUGAA